GGCGGCAGCCGCCGAGGCCGGGCGUCCCGGGCCCGGGCUGAAGGGAGGCCCGGGCCUACGGGCGGGCGCCGCACCGCGCAUGUGCAGGGGGCGGCGGCGCUCCGGUUCCGGCCGGUGGCGGCGACGACGGCGGCGGGAAGGGAGCGGCCGAGGCGGCGCGCGGUGAUGGCGUCAUCACGCCGCGCCACGGCCGCCGGAAGCGGGAGGGCGCCGCGUUGCCCGGGCAACGUGGGUGGGGACUGGGGUGGCGUCGGGGACGGGGCGGCACCGCCGCGCCUCCGGGAGGGCGAGACGGUCUCGCUGCCUCUGUCGGUACGGAGCUGCCGGCCCCGCUACGCCGUCGGUAGGGCGGGCAGCGUCUCGCGGCCGCGUGGAGCCGCUCGGAGGCGGCGGGCCCGCAUCGCUGAGCGAGGCGAAGUGAAAAAAGCCGCUUCUCGAGGUGAAUUCGGCCUUCAGCGCGCACCGUGCGGUGCUUCGCAGGGCAGCCGGGCCCAGCGCCACUCACCCGUAUCACGGCUCACGCGGCCCUGCGCUGGGCUGAGUCCACGAGGGAGUCAGAGAUGGGAACUGCAGCCCAAGCGACAGCAUUAUGAAGGUACUUUGGUCUUACCGGCUUGGAGAAAGAUGGGGAUGCUGCUGAAUGCAUGUACUGCAAAGAGGGGGCUCCGGCAUCCUGCAGGAAUCCCUCCAGGCAGACAAAGCCCUCCACAGCCUCCAGUAGCACCCAGACAGCACAACCCCAGCAUGUGUGCACAGGGGAUGACACCACAACAUGGGUGCCAAGACCACCCCUUUUCCUUGCUUAGGUCAGGAUGACAAAAAAGCAAGGCAGCAGUACUCAGUUUCCAGCCUGAAAUACGCUGACCUGCUCAAAUGAAUACAUGCCUUCAUAAAAAACGCUCAGUCCUUGGGCAGGCAUGAAGUGAAGCUCUGACAUUCAGAGAGGUGAGGUCCUGAGCAGACGUCUGUGCUUCAGCCCAAAGAGAACCCGCCCCCAGCACUCCAGCGGGGCUCUGGGCUGUAUUUCUUCCCUGUGCUAAUUUUACUAAAGACACAACUCAUAUUCCUGUUGAUUGAACAGUUUUGUGUUGACAGCAUUGAAGAUUUGUGAUGAAACUUAUCAUCGGCGCCGAGUGCGGGCCAUUAGUACCAGUCACAGCAGCUAGCUGCUGCUGAUAUAUUUUAUGGCACGCUUCAAAGACAAACAUACACAUUUAUAUGUCACUUGUUGCAAUAUAAAUGCUAACUUGUACUUCUUUCAAAACUUUUAAUGAAUUGUAUACAUUUCGUGAGAUUUAUGGCGUGAACCGAACUGCUCAAAACAUUACUUUAAACAUAUUUGUCACUUUGGCAACAGAACAAAAAAAAUCUGGGAGAUAUUGCAUUUAGAAAUAAAUCAUAAAUAUAUGCAUCCUAAAGGAGUUUAUUUUGGUCAUUAAUAGUUGAUGCUCCCCCCCCAGCUCAGGAUUUAAAGUUAAAUUAUGCAAAAUCAAAAACAAACCUUAUAAUACUUAAUCAAACAUGCAUAAAACUGUCAGGACCAAAUAAAUUCUCUCAAUUAACUUGCUUCGGAUUGUGAUUGCAUUUACUAAUUUAAUCAACACUAGAAUAAUUUGGAGAGCGGGUAAUGAUAAAUUACCACGGUGCUGCACAUGAAGAGCCGCCAAUGCAGUGUGUGCUGAGACGAGAAUGCAAGAAGUGCUUGCUGGGCUGGGGGUGAGGUGUGGUAGCAGCUGAGCUGUCACAACCCUUUUGCAAUGGAAAUGUCUUAUUCCCAUUUUUUGGGGGGUGGAUUUUUUUCCUCUGGUAAAAAGCUAAAACACAUCUCAUGGAUGGCUCUGUUCUGAACAGAUGAGCGCUCACCCAUGGGGUCACUCUCCUUGCAAUCUGGAGAGUUUAGAAGUGAAGCAUUUCAAUGCAGGCAUUUGCUCCACCUCUUUUGCUCAGUUUGUGAGUGAGACCUUUAGCUCUGCACACAGGGCCAGGAGCUGCAGCUUCCCAUCCCUCUCCCCAGCUCCAAUGCACUCCUGGAGCUGGAGUAGCACCUGGUCACGCUGAGAUGUCCUUUAGCUCUGUCCUUUUGCACUUAGAAUUGAGCUGCUCUUACAAUAAAAUGGAUCUGACCCCUGUCUAGGAAAAGCUUUCAAUACUAUUACUUGUGGAGGGCUAAACAUCUGAUUCUUGCAAGCAUAAGCAAGGUUUCAUGGAGAGGUUUUCUUUUACAGGUUCAUGUGAAGGAGGCUGUGAGGUAUUCAACCCUGUGAAGUACCUGAUCUCCAAAAAUCAGACCCUUAUUUGCUCCAUAACCUUUCUAUAUCUAUUUUACAAAAGAUAACAAUGUCCCUACAGCGACUGUGGGAAUAAACUCAUUGCAGCGCUCUUUCUCUCCCUCUUCCCCCACCCCUUCUCUGCAGAACAUCACAGAGGACAGCUUAUCACUUUUGUCACCUUUUAUUUGAAGCAGAGGUUGUGCUGUAUAAAUGUGUAGCCCUUAUACCAUUUGGUAGCAGCAGAAAUAAGUGGAUACUAAACUGUGUGUGCUGAAAAUAUCUCCGGUAUACAGCUCACUAUUUUCCUUCAGCAACCCAGAAACCACUGCUUGCACUGUCACUCCAUAGCCUUAGGAAGGUCUUACAGCCAUAAUUCCAGGUCUUAAAGACAGUAACAUGUCGAUAUGAGAUUUUGCAAGCUAGCAUUCAUUGCUGGUUACCUCUCAUACCCAAAACCACCAUUCCAAACCAGCAGCACCACUACAAGCUCCUGUGGGUUUUGCUGAAGCACUCUGUAAAGCUGAGAUGUAACAAAUUGGGGAAUUAAUUCUUUCCUUUUCCUUAAAGGAGAUUUAGGGUCAACUCUCAACCUUAAAUUUUAAAUGUAAUCGACCUACCCAACAAAUCUCCACUGCUAAAGCUUGUGAAAUAAUUUUUCCUUAUUACUCCUUUCCAGAUCUCAUCCCUUAGCUUAAAUGUCAGCUUUAAUCAGUCUGAAGAGAUUUGCAUGUGGUAAAUAAUAAUGCGAUAGAUUAGACUAAUCAAAUAAAAUUCCACGUAGCAGAAAGCAGAACUAAUUCCCACUCCUGCUGCGGUGCUGUAUCAGCUCCGGGGCCCUGCAGCUCUCCCUGCAGGUCAGUGGGGCUGUGGGGUGCCCUCCUCGGCUCGUGGGGCUCUUUGAGGUCCAGCAGUGCUGUGAGCAGAGGGAUGGAUCGCUGCCCCACACCUCGGGAGCUGAAGCAGUGGUUGGUUGAGAUGCUGGAGUUACAACAGGAGCCAGCUGCUCGCACAUGGAGGGGGAGAAGCUGUCUCUAAAACAAAUGAAAAUAGAGCUGGCUGCUUUGCUGCGGACAGGACUCCUGCCAGCGCUUGGUGCUGCAUCACGCUGGCUAGCUCUGAGCCGGCUGAGGUCAGAACAGCCCAACACGUUGGGAGCAGCGUCUGUACUGCCUCCUGGUCACUUCUGGGAAAGGGCGGCCACGUGGGACAGUGGAGAGAGACACAGAGAGCAGGACAGACCUCCGCUUGCCCAACGUGUUUCCUCGAGCUCCCCCCACACCCCAGCCCUCUGCUGGGAACCGGUGGGGCCAUCCACUCUGCACAUCGCCUCGGUGCCAAACUCAGCGACAGUGUUCAUUUUGCUGAGAUCCACGAAGAGCAGCUUUGCCACCAUUUCUUCUGCACCGUUACAGAGCGUCAGUCAGCGCCCAAAGCCACCACGGCGUCGCCCUCAGCGCCGAGGGGUUCGCUAUGUCAAAGUCCUCCUUCGCUUUGGGAUGCGUGGAAGGCAUCAGUGCGAUUUGUCCUUCUUUCCUCUUUCCCUUACUGCAUUUCUCAGACCAGCGGGUUACUCCUCCGGCUCGCAGCGCACCCCGCAUCCCCGCCGUCCCCGGGGUCGGCACUGCGCGUACGGUCGCGUCCCGCCAGGCGGAGCUGCUGCCCCGGCGAUGCGGCGGCUCCGAGCGCCGCUCCCCCCCACCCCGACCUUCGGGGCCGGGACCAACUUCGUGUCCGCUGAGGAUUCGGCCCCGUCCGUCGCAGGGCAAUGUGUGCUCUGCGCGGAGCAGCGCCCUGCCGGUGGGUGGGGAGAAGCGCGUGGGGCUUUGUGCCUCGUGGCAGUCUGCUGGACGGCGCUUCUGCUCGGGCUGUGGACUGUGAAGGAGAAAAGGGCUCUCCAGAAUCGUUACACAGCAUCGGCCUUGCGAAUAAACACGGAUUGAGAGAAGGGUAAUAAAGGAUUUAUCAGAUCGUCUUCAAACAAACCCACGUUUAAAAGCAGUGUCUUUUCAAACGCAAAAACCACUGCAGUGGUCUAAAGCAGAUUUCUCUGUAGAUCGGAGCACCGCCUCUCUCCUUAUAUUUACCCCCAGACUGGGGAGACGAGGAUCUCCACGACAAGUCGCACCUACCUCCAAAGGCAAAAUCAUUUUAUCACUGUGGAGAGCACAGAAAUAAGAGCUGUAAGCGUUGCUUCCAGAAAUGCAACACCAUCACCCUCUCCAUGGACGCAGUUGUCCAUUUUUCAGCCUGGCUUUUUUAACGUCCGAGCGUUGGUUCCAGCAAGCCAGGUGACCCCACCAGCAUUCCCACCCUGGAGGCAGCACUCUGCCCAAGGGCUGCUGCCAGCUCCGCAGGGCCGGGAGGGGACCCACGAUUCACCUCCGUUCCACCCCAGCUUCCUCAGCUUCACAGUGCAAUGUUUUGCCGACAGAACGUGGAGACAAAAACCCAAAGCCCUCAUCAAUCACAGCUCGGCUCCGGGUACAAUUAGCAACUUCUAUUAUCUUAAGAAUGACACUUGUAGCACAGAGCAGAGCGCGGUGCACCUCGUAUUAUAAUACAGCCUGCAAAAAAGGGAAGGUUUGAAUUGCAUUAACAUUGCAUUAGAUU
Gallus gallus (chicken) is the source of this 4880-nucleotide messenger RNA. RefSeq lists its product as uncharacterized. Lineage: Eukaryota; Metazoa; Chordata; Aves; Galliformes; Phasianidae. Bases 3281 to 4210 code for a protein of 309 amino acids. The transcript has 2 exons. The record is from RefSeq and is a predicted model, not a curated record.